AUGGCCGCGAACUCUACGUUGAACGGCCAAAGCUCUACGGAUUGGCUGCUUGGCACUGAAGCCAAUGAGCCUCUCAACACGGACCACAUAGACGAAUCCGACGCCGAUCAGCUGCACACGAGACGCGGCGCGAAAGCUCAACGAGACGACCGCUCCCCACUCCUGCACUCGAGGACCUGUGGCUGUAGUAAAACGACAGGCAGGAAUCUUAUCGUGUGUAUCGACGGCACCUCGAAUCAGUUCGGCGAGAAGAAUACCAAUGUCAUCGAGCUCUAUAGUCUCAUACAGAAGGGAGAGAGCGACGGCCAGCUGACGUGGUACAAUAGCGGGAUCGGAACGUAUGCCCGGCCGUCAUGGAAGUCAUUGUCGUGGUACAAGCAAGUACUUGCUCACAAGAUAGACCUUGCCAUUGCGUGGAACUUCGAAAGCAUCGUCCUGGACGCUUACCGCUGGCUCUCAGAGACAUACAAGGACGGCGACUGCAUCUAUCUCUUUGGCUUUUCUCGCGGGGCGUAUCAAGUCCGAACAUUGUCCGCGAUGAUAGAGAAGGUUGGACUCAUUCAUCGCGGCAACGAAAAGCAGAUACCUUUCGCCUAUCAAUGGUAUUCCGACCCUGACAGCGACCUCCCCAUCACGGAGGAACCUCCGUCCAACGCCGAUGCAGGGCGUUCGCCGGCUUCCUCUCCCGACUUGCACGACUCAAGACCAUCUUCGCCUUCACCUCAUGAAUCGGAAGCGCCCACUUCGUCACAGUCAAAAGCAGAACCGAGUCUCAUACGCACGGCCAAACGGUUCAAGCAGGUGUUCUCGCGCAACGUGAAGGUGCAUUUUGUUGGCGCAUGGGAUACCGUAUCGUCGAUCGGGAUCGUACGCGGUAGGAAGCUUCUUCCCGGAACCAUCGACGGCAUGAAUUACGUCUGCUACUUUCGACACGCCCUCGCACUGGACGAACGCCGAGUCAAGUUCCUUCCUGAGUACGCUCAUGGGGGAAGGUCCAAGGGACAUGGCGAUCACGCCGAUGCGAACCAUACAAAAGAGGUCUGGUUUGCAGGGACGCACUCAGACAUAGGCGGUGGAAACGUGGAGAAUCGGAGUCUCGAUCGCACACGUCCAUCUCUCAGAUGGAUGUUCUCCGAGGCGUCUGCAGCCGGACUUCAUCUUGACCCUCUCCAGCUCAAUCGCAAAGAUGUCGAAGAUAUCAAGGUCAACGAAUCCUUGACUGGCAUUUUCUGGUGGCUAUUGGAGUACCUGCCGUUGCGGCGCUUGACGUACUUUGCGGAGACUGAGGAGGCGGGCAAAGAUACAACCCAUCAACCGCACGCAGGUGGGGUGCGCGUUAUUCAAGAAGGGCAAAAAAUCCAUCCAUCUGUCUGGCGCUCCAAGUACCUUGGCACCGAUUACAUCCCGCGUGCUCGCUUGUACUCACGAGAUACAGGCUUUUGGGACCAACUUAAGCUGAAGGACGGGGAAGGACCUCAACCCGAUGGGACCGAACGCAACCCGUGGAGGGAGGUCGAUCUGUAUGACAUGGUAGAACACCUUGUCCGGCAAUAUACCAGCUACGACUCGGUACAGAAGGAUAACGAUACACAGCGCAGUCAGCUAGAGGCCAUUCGCAGUCACGUCAGAUCAGGCGAGGGUCAGAAAGCGGUCGUCCGCGAGUUAUACAAGCGGCUAGAGCUUGCGAGGGCUCAUGCUGACAAGAAUCCUGAACCGAAGCUUCUCAAUUGCUCGAUUCUUUGCAGGAUCUUACAGGUCGUGUUGGAGGCCUCGGACAUUAGUCGUCAAGCCAAGGCUAUUUCCCCGUACAGAACCUUGCGAGCAUUGAUGCUGCGACACCUCGCGGGGGCGAACCACGAUGAACUUCGGGUCGCAAAGCAAUUCUUACUGCAGUUCACAGAUACCGUGCAAGUUUUGACUGGUCAUGACCGACCCAUCCUCUCGGUCGCGUUUUCGCCUGACGGCCAGCGCAUCGCCUCGGGCUCGUACGACGACAUGGUCAGAAUCUGGGAUGGGAGGACUGGAGAGACGGUGGGGAAGCCAUUCGGGCACGAUGACGAUGUGAACUCUGUCGCAUUCUCCCCAGACGGCAAGCACGUCGUCUCGGGCUCAGACGAUUGUACCGUUCGAGUCUGGGAUGUGGAGAAUGGACAGGUAGUGGGUAAGCCGUUUGAAGGGCACACUGAUUGGGUUCGGUCCGUUGCGUUCUCGCCAGAUGGGCAGCGCAUCGUCUCGGGCUCGGAAGACGGUACGCUUCGAAUAUGGGAUGCGAGGACGGGGCAGACGGUCGGAGAGCCGUUGAAGGGGCACACUAGCUUUAUCAUGUCUGUCGCGUUUUCUCCAGAUGGCACGCGCGUCGUCUCGGGCUCUCACGAUAACACCGUCCGGAUAUGGAACGUCAAAACGGGCCAAAUAGUGGGAGACCCGCUCGAGGGGCAUACCGACAUGGUCUUCUCCGUCGCAUUCUCGCAGGACGGCACGCGCGUCGUCUCUGGCUCGCGCGACAAUACGCUCAGGAUCUGGAACUCGGAGACGGGAAAGGUUGUGGGGAAGCCAUUCGAGGGGCACCGCGGCAUUGUCUUCUCCGUCGCAUUCUCGCCGAACGGUCUGCACGUCGUUUCGGGUUCGGACGACUGUACAGUUCGGAUCUGGGAUGUAGAAACGGGAGAGAUGGUGGGGAAGCCGUAUGAAGGGCACACUAGCGAUGUCACGUCCGUUGCGUUCUCCCCGGAUGGUACGCGCGUCGUGUCGGGGUCGUGGGACAGGACGAUUCGGAUCUGGGACGUAUUGGAGCCAUUGCUGCCGCAGUCCCAGGAGAUAGAUGUCCAUGGGAACGCCGUUGCCGGACGCGGCAAUUCAGCAUAA
Peniophora sp. CBMAI 1063 is the source of this 2865-nucleotide messenger RNA. The record is from the annotation of a GenBank genome assembly. NCBI's taxonomy places the organism in Eukaryota, Fungi, Basidiomycota, Agaricomycetes, Russulales, Peniophoraceae.